UAUUUUGGCGGCUGUGCGGAAAACAUGGCGGAAAAUUUGAAAGAUUGCAGUGUGCCGUGUAAAAUGUCCUUUGAUGAGCUGGAAGCCCAGUGUCGCAGAGAGAGGCUCCACUGUAAACAGCUCGGGGUGAAGAGAGCCAACGCCAAUGAGUACGAGGUGGAAUUCCUCUGUGACUACAAGAAGACUAAGGAGGAGGAGUUCUACCUGGUUAAGUGGAGGGGGUUCCCUGAGUCAGAAAACACCUGGGAACCCAAGAGGAACCUCAGAUGCCCAAAACUGAUUAAGCAGUUCCACCUGGACCUUGAUCAGGAGCUUAGGCGCCACAACAGACGCUGCAUUCCUAAAAAGCUGGAUAAGGAGGUUGCCUCAGUCAUCAUUCAGAAAGCCAAACUCCGUCAGAGUCUGCAGCGCUGGGAGGUCCAUUUGAAUCAGACUCGCAACCACCCAGGUCGCAUUUUUGUCGUGAACGAAGUAGACUUUGAGGGCCCCCCAAAAAACUUCACCUACAUCAACAACUACAAAGUAGGCCAGGGCAUCGUGCUCGAUGAGAUGGCUGUGGGUUGUGAGUGUAAGAACUGUUUAGCGGAGCCGGUGAAUGGCUGCUGCCCUGGGGCCUCCUUGCACCGCAUGGCCUACAACGACAGGGGGCAGGUCCGGAUCCGGCCUGGACAGCCCAUAUACGAGUGUAACACCCGAUGCAGCUGUGGCCAUGAUUGCCCCAACAGAGUGGUGCAGAAAGGCAUACAGUUCGACCUGUGCAUCUUUAAGACAGAGAAUGGCCGGGGGUGGGGCGUCCGAACACUGCAGCACAUCAAGAGGAACACGUUCGUCAUGGAGUAUGUAGGAGAGAUCAUUACAACAGAUGAAGCAGAGAGGAGAGGUCAGGUGUACGACCGCCAAGGCUCUACAUACCUGUUUGAUCUGGACUAUGUGGAGGACGUGUACACAGUGGAUGCUGCUCAUCUAGGCAACAUCUCCCACUUUGUCAACCACAGCUGUAACCCCAACCUGCAGGUGUUCAACGUGUUCAUUGACAACAUUGACGAGAGGCUCCCAAGAAUCGCUUUAUUUUCAACGCGGGCUAUUCGGGCAGGAGAGGAGCUCACCUUUGACUACAAGAUGCAAAUUGAUCCGUUCGAUACAGAAAGCACCAAAAUGGACUCCAGUUUCAGUCUAGCGGGACUCCCCGGCUCUCCAAAGAAGAGGAUUCGAGUGGAGUGUCGGUGUGGAUCAGACUCUUGUCGAAAGUACCUGUUCUGAUAAGGGACUGCUGGGAACGCAGCACAAUUAUUUGUGUAAAGAUGUGGAAAAUUGUACAGAUUUUUUUUUUUAAAUGAUUUUUUUAACUUUCUUUUUGGUUUUAUGAAAGCUGAAAUCCACCAUCAACUUCAUCGUGGGAACAUGAAAAACUCCCCCAAGUCAAAAAAAAAAAGAAAAAAGUUUUAUAUAUGUGAUUUACCUCAACAGAAUGUAGAGCUUCUAGGUCUCCAGCAAACUGAAGA
Toxotes jaculatrix (banded archerfish) is the source of this 1502-nucleotide messenger RNA. RefSeq names its product histone-lysine N-methyltransferase SUV39H1-like. Bases 25 to 1260 code for a protein of 411 amino acids. Gene Ontology annotation, cellular component: nucleus. Gene Ontology annotation, molecular function: zinc ion binding; histone H3K9 methyltransferase activity; protein binding. The record is from RefSeq and is a predicted model, not a curated record. The transcript is spliced from 6 exons. Lineage: Eukaryota; Metazoa; Chordata; Actinopteri; Toxotidae.